Messenger RNA from Danio rerio (zebrafish), 985 nucleotides. RefSeq names its product grass carp reovirus (GCRV)-induced gene 2g (gene gig2g). Gene Ontology annotation, molecular function: NAD+ poly-ADP-ribosyltransferase activity. Lineage: Eukaryota; Metazoa; Chordata; Actinopteri; Cypriniformes; Danionidae. The record is from RefSeq and is marked provisional.
AAUAAUGAAUAUUUGAAGUAAUCAAAAUACUGAAAAACAAAUAUAAUAUACCUAAACUUUUCUCAAGUAUAUUUAAGUAAAACUUAAAAUAUUUCAAGAAGUAAAAGAAGUUUACAAAAUAUACCUAUAGAUGCUUUUUGUGUAAAAUACUGAAAGUUUAUUGAGCACUUUCUGAUUAAGUUUAAAUUUUUUUAGACGUCUUUUCACAGCAAUAAAAGCAACAUCUGAGGCAAGUCACCUAUUUUUUUAAAGCAACUUUUUGUCCAUUAUACGUUUUUAAAAUACAUCUUCAUAACUUGAUUUGUUUAUCAUUAUAUAACCCUCAUUAAUAUUCAUUAAUAUGCUAAGAUUAAUUGUGAUUCAGGUGCAAACAUGACAACUGAAACAGACUCGGGUCCGGCUGUUCCACCAUGUCUUGAGAGCUGUACGGCACCAGAAGAAGGAAAAGACUACAUCAUGUACCAUGGCACUUCCAUUAAAGCUGCCAUGAACAUUUUUUCAGAGGGUUUCCUUCAGUCCGAAGAUGGCAUGCUUGGACGUGGCGUCUACCUCAGCCGGGACCUGCAGAAGGCUUCCAGAUACCCUCUGGAUCUGCCUGAGAAAGAGAGAGUGGUUCUGAAAGUGAAGGUUAAUGUUGGGAGAGUGAAGAUUGUUGAUCACCAAGAUCAUACCCUGAAGAAAACCUGGCAUGAUCAUGGGUACGACACUGCCUGGUGCCCUCCAAACUGUGGCAUGGUGUCCAGCGGUCUUGAAGAAGACUGUGUUUGGGAUCCGAAACAAAUCACAGUCGUCGAUAUGAUUCUUUCAAAGGAGUUGGAUCAGACUUGUGUCAUCCUCUAAGCUGUUAAAUCCUGUUGAAAAUAAAACAAGAUGCAAUGAAAUUAAAAUGUAUGUUCUGAUCCUUAGACACAUAAAUUGAUAUGAUUAAUGUAGUUUGAACAUGUUUAUUUGACCCUUUCUGUAUUUAAAAGUUACUCAGAUUUUA